Molecule: messenger RNA, 1617 nt
Organism: Phodopus roborovskii (desert hamster)
Lineage: Eukaryota; Metazoa; Chordata; Mammalia; Rodentia; Cricetidae
Gene: Tpbgl
Product: trophoblast glycoprotein like
Exons: 1
Coding region: 276-1430 (384 amino acids)
Biological process (GO): negative regulation of canonical Wnt signaling pathway
Cellular component (GO): plasma membrane
Molecular function (GO): protein binding
Source: RefSeq, a predicted model, not a curated record
CCGGAACGGCCGCGGAAGUCGGAGGCCGGAGCGCAGGGCGCAGAGGGCAUCGGGGGCGGGGGGCUCCUACCUGACCCCUGUCUCCCACCAGCCAGCAAAGUGAAGGCUUCUUCGGACUUUACAGGCAGAAGAGAGUGACCGGGACUGUCAGCCGCUCCGGGUCAAGGUCUAGCCCACCCUCACCCUCCCGUGCCACCCCCACCCCAUCAUCACCAAGCUCUCCUAACUCAUUGGUGAGCGCGGCGGGCCAGGGGCUGGAUGCGGGGACGGCCGCGAUGGCCCCGCGCGCGGGACAGCGGGGGCUCUGGAGCCCACUGCCGGGUCUGCUGGUCGUGGCGGCGGCACUGAGCCGGCCCGCCGCGCCCUGUCCCUUCCAGUGCUACUGCUUCGGCAGCCCCCGGCUGCUGUUGCGCUGCGCCUCGGGCGCGGAGCUCCGGCAGCCGCCGCGGGACGUACCGCCCGACGCGCGCAACCUCACCAUCGUGGGCGCCAACCUGACAGUGCUGCGCGCGGCCGCCUUCGCGGGAGGAGACGAGGAGGCGACGGACGGCGUGCGCCUGCCGCUCCUCACCGCGCUGCGUCUCACACACAACAACAUCGAGGUGGUGGAGGACGGCGCCUUCGACGGGCUGCCCAGUCUGGCGGCGCUCGACCUGAGCCACAACCCGCUUCGCGCUCUGGGCGCCCGCGCCUUCCGCGGGCUGCCUGCUCUGCGCUCUCUGCAGCUCAAUCACGCGCUGGCACGGGACGGCCCCGGGAUGCUGGAUGCACUGGACGCAGCGCUCGCGCAGCUGGCAGAGCUGCGCCUGCUGGGCUUGGCGGGCAACGCGAUGAGUCGCCUGCCGCCCGCUGCGUUGCGCCUGCCUCGCCUGGAGCAGCUGGACGCGCGUGGAAACGCGCUGGCCGGCCUGGGCCCCGACGAGCUGCGCGCUCUCGAACGCGAUGGCGACCUGCCCAGGCCGCGCCUGCUGCUGGCGGACAACCCGCUGAGCUGCGGGUGCACCUCGCGCCCCCUACUGGCCUGGCUGCACAAUGCCACCGAGCGCGUGCCCGACGCGCGCCGCCUGCGCUGCGCCUCCCCGCGCGCGCUGCUCGAUCAGCCCCUGAUGGACCUGGACGAGGCGCGGCUGGGCUGCGCCGACGGCAGUGCUAACGAGCGCGGGGAAGAGGUGGACGUAGCCGGCCCGGAACUGGAAGCCUCUUACGUCUUCUUCGGGCUGGUGCUGGCGCUCAUCGGCCUCAUCUUCCUCAUGGUGCUCUACCUUAACCGCCGUGGUAUCCAGCGCUGGAUGCGCAACUUGCGCGAGGCCUGCAGGGACCAGAUGGAGGGCUACCACUAUCGCUAUGAGCAGGAUGCAGACCCACGCCGCGCGCCUGCUCCUGCUGCCCCAGCCGGCUCCCGGGCCACUUCCCCAGGCUCGGGCCUUUGAGCCUCACCUCCCUAAUGGGAGGCUGUCCCUGUCAGCUGAUGACUUUACUGAGGCCACCCAACUUUCCCCUGCCUUGCCUGAGCCCUGGAGAUGACACACCAAUGAGUUUGGAUCUCUGAGAUCUUUGGAUCAAUUGUAGCAUCUCUCCGAUCCCGAAGCUCCAAGGUGUACUCUUUUUCCCUGGCCU